Paramormyrops kingsleyae is the source of this 3080-nucleotide messenger RNA. NCBI's taxonomy places the organism in Eukaryota, Metazoa, Chordata, Actinopteri, Osteoglossiformes, Mormyridae. The record is from RefSeq and is a predicted model, not a curated record.
UCCUCUUGUGCGCCGAUCUGCUGGAUUUGGCCGUAGGUUAUCUGACUGUGACCAUCGAACAGCACCCCCCUGUGGUCGUGGGAGAGACGGCCACGCUUAAGUGCAACUUCAAGACCGACGGCCGGUUGAGGGAGAUUGUAUGGUUUCGGCGCCCCCUCACUCCAUCUCCAUGAUGGCAGCAGAAACCCCGGCGCCAUUCAGCCGCUACCAGGUGCAGAACUUCACCUUGGUGUGCAACGUGUCCGGAGGCAAGCCGGCCCCAGUGGUGUAUUUCAAGCGUGACGGGGAACCAAUUGAGAUAUUCCACUACUUGCAGCCGACAGAGGCCGACGACAGUCGGGGCACGGCUGGCAUGCGAGGGGUGAGGCCCCUGAUCAGCCGUGACCUGGACGACACCAAACUGCAGAAGUCGCGGACCCUGCUGCACCAGGACGGCAGGCCGGCCCGGCUGUACACGGAGAGUCCCGGGAGAGGCCGCACCCCUGGGGCUGCCGGGCACGAGGCCAGCCCCGCCACAGAGGUCAUCCCGGAGACGGUGGUGUCCCGCGAGUUCCCCCGCUGGGCCCUGAGCACAGACCCGCUGUACUACUUCUCGGCCAGGCAGGUACCGCAGAGCGACGGCUCUGUGGAGGUGCAGGCGCGGAUCACUUGGGCACUCAACCCCCAGCUGGACAACGACGCCCUCUUCAGCUGUGAGGUUAAGCACCCUGCCCUCACCAUGCCCAUGGUGACAGAAAUCACACUUGCGGCCCCUAAAGGCCCCAAGUUGCUGAUGACCCCCACUCGGGCAAAAGUGGGGGACACCGUUCGCAUCAGCGUUCAAGGUUUCCAGAACGAGGUAUUCCCCGAGCCCAUGUUCACGUGGACGCGUGUAGGGGGGCGUCUGCUGGAUGGCAGCGACAAGCGAGACGGCAAGGAGCUAGUUCUGGAGCGGGUGCCGGCGGAGCUCAACGGCUCCAUGUACCGGUGCACGGCCCAGAAUCCCCUGGGCUCCACGGACACUCACACACGCCUCAUCGUUUUUGAGAACCCGAGCAUGAUGAAAAACACCCAGAACCAGAACAAUGCAGCAGCCCGGGUGGAUGCACUGGGACUGAUGGUGACUGCGCUGAUUUUCACAGUGGCCGCCGAGCUGACGUGAGUCCCCAAGGCCAGACCGCUCCAUCCCAAGCCUUCUUCAGUCACCCCCCCCACCCCACACCCUCCCGCCCACUUUGCUCGGCUCCGCCCCUCGAGCCCGCCCCUUCCUGUCUGCCAGGAAGUGGCGCCGUCGCCAGAGAGCGCUCAACUUCCUUUUUGUAAAUCAUCAGAAGAAGAAACAUACAGAAGGAAAAAAGAAAUCUUCAAUUAAAGGACCUUCCCUACUGUGUAUGUCUUCUUGUCCCACCUCUGCCUGUACAUCAGUAAAAACAAAUGUUGUUUAAAAAAAGGAAAUGGGGAAAAAAAAAACAUCCUUCUUUUAAUUUAUUUGAACACGAUGACAUUUGUCUUGUACAGCCCUCUUAAAAGAAGUCGUGUGGGCAGGCCCACCAUACGACCGACCCCCCCAGCCCCAGACACACCCCCAUUUCGUCUUGUGUACUCUAUGCAGAAACCGUUAUCAGUAGGAAUACGUUUAAGAAUAUCGUUCUGGUCCUAUGCUCUUGUUAUCUGUUUUCCUUUUUUUUAACUGACUCUAGGUUGGAAUGUACAAGCGGACUUUGCUCUAAGCACUACGAACUGGUGUAUUCUCCCAGAUAGAAAACACAGGACUCUCCCUUUCUAAAUGUAUUUUUGUGUACAUCCCUGUAAAUAAUAAAAUGAUAAAGAAUAAUAAUUAUAAUAAUAAUAACUCUAAGAGGAGGGGUGUUGUUGGAAUGCAAGGAAGACAAGCUGACUUUGCCAAUGUUAAUGGCAUUUUCCGCGCUUGUCCAUUCCCAGGGCGAUUUUCAGAGGGCCACCGUAAGCCAAGAAGAGGCCUUUAAAAAUGGCCGCAGUUAUUCUUUCAUGGGGCAAAGCGUGUUUGGUGCACCCCUGUCUGCUUUCGCGGGUUUCCCCCUGUUUGUGCGCUCCGUUGUUAUUUUUUUCCGGAACUUUCCGUUUCCACCGCAUCCCUGCUUUUUGGGUCAUGUUGCCGAGCAGCACAGCCUGCGGAGCCAGGAUCUCCAUUCAUAUGGUUUCACGUGUUUUAACCUCAUGUCAUGUCUGUUUGGUGGGUUUAACCAAGGUGGAAAUAAAGGCGAUGUUUUUAACGGAUCUGGGCUGUGUUGAAUGAGCCAGUCUCCCUCCUCCACAUCCUUCUCGGUGUUACCACAGCAGCACGGUUCCAUAAUCCAAGAUCGUCUACUAUUUUAUCUAAUAUUUUAGUAAUCAUUUGUGCACAGGACAUAACCCAUUGGUACAAUGGUGGCAGGGUCGUGUUAGUGGCUUUCCAUGUUAGCACACCAUGUUUAGGUUGGUACAGUCUGCUCCCCCCCCCCAUGUUAAAACAUUUGAAUGGAGAAAAUAAAAAUGACGGGACUGUGGUUUGGGUUCUGAUUGUACAGUGGUGACUUUUGAAAAAGCACUUAAGGUUACCAAAAUGCUUCGUGAUACGGGGGGGUACUGACAUUUAACACCCAGCAGGGAAGUAAAAGAUGAAAAGCCUUUUUUAUGAGAGAAGUGAACUGAAAACUUUAAUCACCUGUAAAAUCAUGUACAACUCUUACAAAUCAGCCACCUGUGAAUGGUCCCAUCGACUUGAAUGUGUUAUUAGCUCAGAGUAUGAGACAUGUUUUAAAAUAUUACAUAAUACAUUUGUGUUAUUCCAUUGUAAUGUAUGUCUGAUGUUGCAUAGCUCACUUGAUAUUCCGGUCUGGUCUUGUUGCUUGCUCGGUUAAGACUUGUUUUCCUAAGACCCUGUGCAGGACCUACAGAUUAGAGUGAUGUAUUCAAUUUAAAACUGCUAAAUUAAACCUGAACCCAAAUCCAGUCCGGUUUCGGAUCACAGAAGUUAACUAACCAUGUCAUACAGAUGGUUAUAGAGCCUAAAUUUCAUGUACAUAUUGGGUAACAUAACAACAAGUGCCUUGUAGGUUUCCCCUAAUAAAGUCUUGACCGCA